UACGGUUCAAUCAUUUCUUCCCCCCCACACCUUCUCCGUGUUCUUCUUCUUCGAUCCCAUUCCCACCCUUAUCCCCCUCCCUCUAGGGUUUUCUUCUCCUUCUCAGAUCUCCCCACCUUGCCCUCUCUAAAGUUCUUCCAUCUCUCUCUCUCUCUCCGACGUCGAUCAUGGGCUGAGACCUAUUCUUCCGCGUUCGUGAUUGUCUUCUUGUCCCCGUUUUUUUUCUCCCGCCAUGUCUGGCUUUCACAACGGAGACGGCUGUUCCGGAGGAGCUGCUGCAACAGCUGUCUCCGAUCAGUUUCCCGCCGGUUUGAGGGUCCUCGUCGUCGACGACGACGCUUCCUGCUUGAAAAUUCUCGAGAAGAUGCUUCGCCGGCUCAUGUACCAAGUCACCAUUUGCUCACAAGCAAAUGUUGCUUUGGCUAUUCUGAGGGAGAUGAAAGGCUGUUUCGAUUUGGUUCUGAGCGAUGUCCACAUGCCCGGCAUGGAUGGAUAUAAGCUUCUCGAACAAGUCGGUCUCGAGAUGGAUCUUCCGGUUAUAAUGAUGUCGGCUGAUGGGAGAACGAGUACGGUCAUGACAGGUAUCAACCACGGUGCUUGUGAUUAUCUGAUCAAGCCCAUACGUUUGGAAGCGCUUAAGAACAUUUGGCAACACGUUGUCCGGAAAAAGUGGAGUAUGAACAAGGAGGUUCAUCUGUCUGGUGCUUUAGACGACAGAGAUCCGUUCAGACAAAGAAACGACAGCCCUGAGAAUGCUUUUUCUGCCAGCGAUGGUUCGGAUGGAAGUUCGAAACAUCAGAGGAAGAGAAGUUGUGUUAGAGAAAACGAAGAGGAUGACAUUGAGAAGGAUGAUCUUGAUUCUGCCUCAAAGAAGCCAAGGGUUGUUUGGUCUGUGGAACUGCAUCAGCAGUUUGUCAGUGCCGUAAACCACCUCGGGAUUGACAAGGCGGUACCAAAGAGGAUUCUCGAGCUGAUGAACGUGCCUGGUUUAACCCGAGAAAAUGUCGCCAGUCAUUUGCAGAAGUUCAGAUUGUAUUUGAAGCGAUUGAGCGGUGUGGCUCCCCAAAGUAGUGUGUGCAAUAUUGCGCAGCCUAACCUAAAACUCGGAAGAUGUGAUAUUCAGGCACUGGCUGCCUCUGGACAGAUUCAUCCGCAAGCAUUAGCAGCUCUGUUUGGUCAAACACUCCCAGUAGGCAACCUGCAUCAGCCUGCCCUCGUACAACCAACCCUUCCUGGACCCAAGUGCCUUCCCCUUGGACAAUCAGUAACUUAUGGUCACCCCGUAGCAAAAUGCCCCCCUCCUGAUGUAUCCAAGAAUUUCCAGCACUCUGUUCUUCUGGCCAAGGAUCAUCGAGCCGGAUUCGGAGCAUGGCUGCCGAACAACCAUCUCAGCACAAUGGCUUCUGAAAAGCUGAACUUUCAGCAGAACGAGGAUUUCCCCGAGGAUAUGUCCCAAAAAUCCAACCCCACGAUCAAUGUGCAGCCUUCUUGCCUUGUGGUGCCAUCUCCAUCAUCAAACAAUUGUUUGGGAGUGACCAAUAGUCCUGCUUCUGUCAAUCAAACCAUUGUCGGAUUCACUAAUGCUGCAGUGUUCGAUCACAGUGUGCUCUCUGCACAACAAGGGCCUCUCUCUCCAUGUGUAUCAUCAUCGGCUUGCACGGUAAAUACAGACAAUAAUGUGAUGCCAAGGAAGAGGCAUCCGGGGUUUGUCCAUCGGCUUCCGAGCAGGUUUGCUAUAGACGAGAUGGAGUGGUCUCUGGACAAUUUGGAUAAUGGAAAAAACUUUGACAGUGAAAUAAUCAUCAAGCAGGAGCUGGGUGUUGACCCCAUGAACAUUGUAAGGAGCGGCGGCGCUUUGAUAUUACAGCAGUUUCAUUCAAACGAGCUCACGAGUGUUUUCACUAAAUAGGUUUCAGACUAAAAAGUCAAAGACUUUGACUUCAAUCUUCGUCCUCCUAAAUGAUAUCUGGUUCGUGGUAACUGGAGAACGUAAAAAGUAAAAGAAUGUUGUUAUUUUACUAUGGGUAGAGAUUAGGUGUAAAAGCAUGGCGUAUGUAUGUUCCAAUUCCCACGUCUUAGGAACAAGAGUUAGUGUUAAGGAAUGAGGUCAACUUAAGGGUCCUAAUGCUCCAAAUGUCUGUGGAGCAUCUUCUUCCACGUGUACUUUGUGUCUUUCUUAGGAUGUUUAUGUUCAUCAUUCGAUUUGGCUAUAUAUAUGCUUAUACCCCCCAAAAAAAUUUACUCAA
Molecule: messenger RNA, 2246 nt
Organism: Tarenaya hassleriana
Lineage: Eukaryota; Viridiplantae; Streptophyta; Magnoliopsida; Brassicales; Cleomaceae
Product: two-component response regulator ARR14
Exons: 6
Coding region: 233-1909 (558 amino acids)
Biological process (GO): phosphorelay signal transduction system; cytokinin-activated signaling pathway
Molecular function (GO): DNA-binding transcription factor activity; DNA binding
Source: RefSeq, a predicted model, not a curated record